Molecule: messenger RNA, 1470 nt
Organism: Quercus robur (English oak)
Lineage: Eukaryota; Viridiplantae; Streptophyta; Magnoliopsida; Fagales; Fagaceae
Exons: 1
Coding region: 331-1407 (358 amino acids)
Biological process (GO): SCF-dependent proteasomal ubiquitin-dependent protein catabolic process
Cellular component (GO): SCF ubiquitin ligase complex
Molecular function (GO): protein binding
Source: RefSeq, a predicted model, not a curated record
ACUCGUUAACAAAUUUAUGUUUGUGAAAGUGGAGUGAAGAGGCCAUUUGACUUCUUCUUCAGCUAAACUAAAAGUGUCACUCCAAGCCAAAAUUUUAAGGCAAGCUUUCAGGUUUCGGAUACUUUUUCUUUGAGUCUCUUGGUUUGCUUAACUAGCCUGGUUUGAUAGUUGAUACUACUUUGUAUAUUUUUAUAGCUACUCUUUGCAAUAACCAAUUAGAGUAACAUUAAGGUUUUGCAAUUUACAUUUAUUUUCAUUUGUGUUUAUGUUUUUUUUUUUAUUUUUUUUUAAACAUUUGAUUCCUAGCACAAAUAACACAAAUUGAGAAUUAUGUCAAUGUCAUCAUUCUGUGAUGAUGAACUAGGCUUAAUACUCGAGCGGGUCCAUGACCCAUGUGACAGAAAGUCGGUCUCUUUAGUUUGCAAGCAAUGGCUGAGAGUGGAGGGUCUUACCCGCUUAUCCAUACGGGUUUUCGAACUCGAUUCCCUUCGUUGGUUCCUACCCAGAUACCCAAAUAUAGUCACAUUUGAAUGUUCAACACUAAUCAAUGAUGAUGAGCUUAAAUUCUUGGCCAAAACAUGUCCCAAGCUUGAGGUCCUUAACCUUAGUUUAGAACGCCCAUUCCACGACGAGUUUACAACUGUUUUUGAUAAUGUUUACGACGAUGGUUUAUGUGCUUUAGGAAAUGGGUGUCACAAAUUGUCGAAAGUUUUACUAAGGAGGAGGAUUUGCUGGACUGUUGUUUCGCUUGUUAAGUUGGCGCAAAAUUUGACAAUUAUGGAUUUGGCAAAGUGCUGUUUAGUUACAGAUCAAGACCUUGAAGCUAUGGGGGCAUUGAAUUCUAUUACUAUUUUGAAUUUGGAAGGCUGUUCAAUUACAGAUGUUGGAUUGGUUUCUUUGGCAACAGGGGCUUCAUCGAGGUCUUUGAAAAAGUUGGUUCUCGAGGGAUGUUAUCAAAUUACAGAUUAUGGGGUGUCAAGUUUGAGACAAAUGUGUUGCUUGGAGGAGCUUAACAUGGCAGAUUGUGGCACGAAAGUUACGAAUAUUGGAUGUGUGGAACUUGCUGCAAUUCAAACUCUCAAGAGACUAAAUUUGUCGUGGUUGUCAAAUGUAUCAGAUCCUACACUUUUAGCACUAGCUGAGAACUGCCGGAAUUUGAAGCAGGUUGAUUUAACAGGUUGUGAGUUAAUUACUGGAGCUGGAAUUCGUGCUUUUGCAAAUCAUGGGUGUGUACAAGCUCUUGUGUUGAGUUAUUGUCGCAAUAUUUUUGCUUAUGAUUUGGAACAUUUAGCACUUGGAUGCCGCUCAUUAAAGUAUGUUGUGCUGGAUAGAGGAUGGAAAGCGGCGAUGCCUAUGAAGAUGGUAGAGAAUAUUAGCAGGUUCUGUGACAUAAUUUGUAGGCUUUAAUGAACAAAUAAACAUCAAUUUGGUUGGCUUGGAUUAUAUCCAGGCUAGUAACUGUUUGUGUCA